Molecule: messenger RNA, 709 nt
Organism: Anopheles gambiae (African malaria mosquito)
Lineage: Eukaryota; Metazoa; Arthropoda; Insecta; Diptera; Culicidae
Product: ninjurin-2
Exons: 3
Coding region: 163-624 (153 amino acids)
Biological process (GO): cell adhesion; tissue regeneration
Cellular component (GO): membrane
Source: RefSeq, a predicted model, not a curated record
UCACGUUUGCUAGUUGUUCUUCAAAACAACAUCAACGAAAACGUAUGACAUUAUCGUGCUGCGAUAAGAUUGCAUUGAAAAAGUUUAUUGGAAAUAUUUCACGAGAAUGCGUGCCGUCAGUAGCUGAUGGAACAAUUACAGCAAUAGACGCUAGUUGUGAUCAUGGCAAACCAGAAGUUUGGCGAACAAUCGGGUAAGGCGUCACAGGUUGAGCGGAAUGAAGACAGCCCCGACAUUUCGGCAAAGGAUAUAAUCCAAGGUAUCAAGGGACUGAACUUAAACAGCUAUGCCACGCGCAAAUCGAUUGCACAGGGCAUGCUCGAUCUUGCAUUGCUAACUGCCAAUGCAUCACAGCUGAAGUACAUUCUCACUGUUGGCGAGACGCAUCAAUUCUAUCAUUUGCUGUUAGUGUUAAUCAUUGUGUCUAUUUCGCUACAGAUAUUCCAAGCCCUUCUCAUCAUCGUUCUGGCAGUUGUUUUUGAUAUCAACAAAGUGGAAGAGCAGAAACGUACUGAUAUCGUAAAUAAUAUUCUUAUUGCGUUUACAGUAAUCAGUGUUGUAGUGAAUGUUAUUAUCAGUGCCUUUGACAUGAAGUCACAAACAGACAUUCUGAAACAAAGCUGAUCAUGCUUGAAAUAGCAUCAUUAACUCAACUGAUUGUAAUCAUAAAUAAAACAACGAACAAAAGUGCUAUUUACCUCUUGUAAAA